AUGGUGAUGCUGUGCCUGGUCCUCUCAGGUGACAGAAGCCCCAGGCCCCAGGGGAGGGAGAGGCUGGCCUUAUGGUAGGCUGGCAGCAUGAAGCACCUAGCCAUCUCCAAGUGGCUCUGUCAGCUGGGUCUGCCGCAGUACUGCACUCUGUUCGACGAGGACUAUGAUGGCGUGGAGGUAAAAGCAGAUCUCAGCCUGAUUCACUAUGCAGACACUGCACACUCAAGCACACACAUACACACACAAACACAGACACGACACACACACAAAAGCAUGCACACUAAAGGACACACACGCAGACUCCGCUGCCUAAGCAGGUCAGUGGAAAAGACUGCUAAAGCACAGCAGUGGGUCUCAAAUGACCUACUUAGCUUACCAAAAGCAGUGAAAGUAUACUGAACAAAAAUAUAAAUGCAACAUGCAAAGUGUUGGUCCAAUGUUUCAUGAACUGAAAUAAAAUACAUUUUCCAUAUGCCCAAAAUGCUUAUUUCUUUCAAAUUUUGUGCACAAAUUUAUUUACAUCCCUGUUAGUGAGCAUUUCUCAUUUGCCAAGACAAUCCAUCCACCUGACAGGUGUGGCAUAUCAAGAAGCUGAUUAACACAGGUGCACCUUGUGCUGGGGACAAUAAAAGUCCACUCUAAAAUGUGCAGUUUUGUCACACAACACAAUGCCACUGAUGCCUCAAGUUUUGAUGGAGCAUGUAAUUGGCAUGCUGACUGCAGGAAUGUCAACCACAGCUGUUGCCAGAGAAUUUCAUGUUCAUUUCUCUACCAUAAGCCACCUCCAACAUCAUUUUAGAGAGUUUGGCAGUACGUCCAAUUGGCCUCACAACCGCAGACCACUUGUAUGGUGUUGUGUGGGCGAGCGGUUUGCUGAUGUCAACGUUGUGAACAGAGUGCCCCAUGGUGGUGGUGUGGUUACGGUAUGGGCAGGCAUAAGCUACGGACAACAAACACAAUUGCAUUUUAUUAAUGGCAAUUUGAAUGCACAGAGAUACCGUGACGAGAGCCUGAGGCCCAUUGUCGUGCCAUUCAUCCGUCAUCAUCACCUCAUGUUUCAGCAUGAUAAUGCACAGCCCCAUUUUCAACGCUGCAGGAGCUGUGUUUACUUUGCUUUAUUCCAGGACAAUAUGGACCGCCCGGACUUUCAAUGUAGCAGUGGUCUAAGGCACUGCAUCGCAGUGCUAGCUGUGCCACUAGAGAUCCUGGUUCGAAUCCAGGCUCUGUCGUAGCCGGCCGCGACCGGGAGACUCAUGGGGCGGCGCACAAUUGGCCCAGCGUCGUCCAGGGUAGGGGAGGGAAUGGCCGGCAGGGAUGUAGCUCAGUUGGUAGAGCAUGGCGUUUGCAACGCCAGGGUUGUGGGUUCGAUUCCAGUAUAAAAAUUAAAAAUGUAUGCACUAACUGUAAGUCGCUCUGGAUAAGAGCAUCUGCUAAAUGACUAAAAUGUAAAAUGUUAGCUUGCAGAGGACUACUGGGGUGAAGUGGCUACUCUUAGCAAACAAGUAGUGAACCUACACAAGCUACUGGGGAAUCCACGCCCGCCUUCUUUUUCUUCUACCCCAGUAGCCGGACGCCGCUCUGGUCUAGUGUAAGUGUCGCCGCCGUGGAGGAUCUCCACAGCCGACUGGCCGGCACUCUGCAGGGAUCCCUUCCCGAAGGGGUCUCCCCCUUCCCUGGAGAACGGAGCUAGUAGGAUGCUCCUGGAUGACUUGGGGAUGUUCAUGUUCUCAACCCAAUGAACCAGCCAUGGAGAUAUGUUACUCGCCGUGGAAGUCGAAGAAAGUGUCCUCUGGCAACGGGGGCCUCCUUGGAGAUGUUAAACCCGGACUGGACACGGAUCCAGAGGUUACGGCACCUUCUUCCUUAGGGGCUUCCGAUUCGAGAUUGGAUCCGGAGGUACCUGCGCCUUCGUCCUCUGUUCUGUCUCCCUCUCCGGUGGCUUCUACCAUGGGUUCAGAUCCUCAGAGCUCUCACCCUCAUCAGACCAUGAGGCUGCCUGA
Coregonus sp. 'balchen' is the source of this 2000-nucleotide messenger RNA. NCBI's taxonomy places the organism in Eukaryota, Metazoa, Chordata, Actinopteri, Salmoniformes, Salmonidae. The record is from the annotation of a GenBank genome assembly.